This is a messenger RNA of Chroicocephalus ridibundus (black-headed gull), 3521 nucleotides long. It is a transcript of the gene DAP, whose product is annotated as death associated protein. Gene Ontology annotation, biological process: negative regulation of autophagy; apoptotic signaling pathway; cellular response to amino acid starvation. The record is from RefSeq and is a predicted model, not a curated record. NCBI's taxonomy places the organism in Eukaryota, Metazoa, Chordata, Aves, Charadriiformes, Laridae. Gene Ontology annotation, molecular function: death domain binding. The coding region runs from base 112 to 426 and encodes 104 amino acids. The transcript is spliced from 4 exons.
CGGGUGGGCGCGUCCCGGCGGCCACGUUGACAGGGCGGGAGGGGUUGCCGCGUCCGUGUAGCGCCGCGCAGGGCGGUCGGGGUCGUCACCCGGUGCCACCACAGUCCCAAAAUGUCUUCGCCUCCCAAAGAGAAAGCAGAGACGCGGGCCGGACACCCUCCUGCUGUGAAAGCUGGUGGGAUGCGGAUUGUGCAGAAACACCCACACAAUUCUGAUGCCAAAGAAGAAAAAGACAAGGAUGACCAAGACUGGGAAACCAGCAGCCCACCUAAACCAACGGUGUUCAUCUCUGGUGUCAUUGCUAGGGGUGAUAAGGACUUCCCUCCAGCUGCGGCUCAGGUGGCACAUCAGAAACCACAUCCUUCUGUGGAAAAGCUUCCUCACCCGCAACAUGUCAAACAGCACAUCCACCAGCCUCGCAAGUGAGCUCUCCAUCAAAAUCUCAGCCAAACUGCCAUCGGUGAAUAAGUUUUUAAGAGAAGACAACCCUUUAGGAUUCACACUGUCAAAUCAGUAAAAUUGACCCCUAAAAUAAUAAGCUGUUUCUUUUACCUUAAUUCUCAAGGGUUAAUAACAAUGAAGACAUUGUUCAGUUGUUAUCCCAGAUGGAAAAUUCUCUAUUAAGUAUUUGCUGAUCAAGGGUGGGUUUUUUAUAAGAUUUUCUCAUUGCCAAGAUAAAACUUCAGUAUGAAUAAUGUGAUUAAUGAGCUUAAAACUUGUACUUUUUAGUUGUGGCAUGGCAAUAAGCAGAUAGUUAAUGUAGUUUUUAUGCUAAGCUGGUAAGGAAGAAUAGCCCUUUUGUACUGGUACCUUUACUGUCUGGAGGGAGUUUGUCGUAUGUGGUGAGACAGAAAUCGGUGGUUGGCUUGAUCACAUAGAACCCUUGCAGCCUUCAGUAUCCUACGGUGUCACACCACAGUGGCUGCGCCCUCUGAUUUCAAUUAGUGAGAUGACAAAAGGGCCCCAAAACAUUCCCAAGUGGGUAGAAAUCCAGCUGAAUCUUCUUUACACCCCUUUGCACUCACGCAGUCUUGCUGAGGUUCUUCCAUUUGGAGAUCUGUGUGUAUGGAGAGGGGAGAGAUAUCCGAGUUACAAGACCACUGCUGCUGUAGGCAACUGGUUUGUGAUCUCAUGGAUCUCACUGGGGGCUGUAUUUUUAUGAGGUGAUGAUUUCUCCAUUCCAAUAGCAAGCUGAAGGAGCUCAGGACCUGCCAGAAUUGAACUUAAAAUAAACUGGAGAAAAAUCUAUUUUCCUUUUUUAACUUACAGUUUGAGAUCACUGUUGAAAACUAAGAAAUACCAUUAGUAAAUGUGUUUAACUUUAUACCUAAUCUCUGUUCCAUAUCAUAUUUUUUCAUAGUCAUCUUAUUGUGAAUAAGGGAUAUGAGAGAAUAAAAAAGUUAGUUUUAAAAUAGAGCAAUUGGAUUAGUUUUGGCCACAUAAUUAAAUCUUUUCAUUAUGCAGUUCAAAAUCACUUAGCUCUAUGGUCUUCCUUCUACAGCUCAUCUCUAUAAAACCCAGGAAAAUAAUUUUUUUAAACAUUUCACCUACAUUUUUAAAGUGUACUUCUUUUUUUAAGUGACUACAAAUACAGUACAGGCUUUAGUACCCUCUAGGUUUAUAAAACUUCUAAUAACUUCAAAAAAAGUGGGUACUGGAGCUAGUGCUGCAAACACUCACCUGGCAAAUCAGUGAAGGUUUGGGGUCACUUGGGGCUUUACUAGUUCAUUUAUGUUUAAAAUCAAAUAGCAUGGAAAACCAGUAAGGAGAGUUUUAAAAAUUUAAAGUUUGGGGCUUUUUUAAUUUUAUUUUUAAAAAAUUCUGCAGAUUAAAUAAUUAUUCCCUGAGCAGUUGAUUUAAAACAACAAUGACCAACAAAAUAAUGUGAAAUAUGGCCCAUUUCACAAGUGGAAUAACUCACUUCAUGUGGGUGAGAGGGACCAGACAUUUCUGUCUCUUUGUAGGCUUGAAAUGGAAAUGAUGUUUUGCAAAGGGUAUGCAUGAAUAUAUUUAUUCUACACCCAAGAAGGAUGUACAAUCUGUAUAUGUAGUCCUUAUUUUCAGUUAAUUAAUAACCGUACUUGCCUUAAGAAAUGAACGUUGUUCAUAAGAAUUAUUCUCUUAGAAUAUGCAUAAUUUUUAAAAAUGCUUUCUGUUUCUGAUGUCGGUACGUCUGAGGCCUUGUUUGUAGCUGCUCAUGAGUGUACGAGUGAUUUACACAUGAGUAGCUCUUUCAUAAGGGUAGCAUUGUUGAGCCUCGUGGAAUAUCUGCACGAGGUAAUUUGCUGGCAGGAAUGUUUGCAGAUUCGGGACAGAAAGCGGUGGCAUCUCAUUGAUGGUUCAGCCAGUAGCUGUCGACGUGCUGCAUCAGCGAUGAAGCAGAUCAUCGUAGUCGCUUGGUACUGGUAGCUGGUGGCUUGAGGGUGAGCUGGAUGGGAUUCAGCUCUCCUACUCUUGUGCCUACAUCUGAAGGUAGGGUCUAGGCUCCAGCUGUAGUCAAUGGUGAUGUUGCCAAGACAGUCGUUAGAGUUUAGGUAUGGCGCCUUUGACCAAAUGGAAGUGUCUUUCAAGAUGAGCUGGAUCACUCUUGACUCCAUUGACUGCGGCAGAAAACUAAGCGUAUCUCAGUGUAGAAGCACGCAAUUAGGUGGGGCUGGGCACCUCUGCCCUGUAUCUAGGAUAGCUGGUAGAAAUGCGUAUUUCUAUCUUCUGAAAGCAACACCACAUUUCCAUUCAAAUAUUAAAAGUUAGGAACAUGGAUGCUUUUGGAUUACAAACUACUGCUCCUCGUUGUUAAUGCAAUAUAUACAGCAUAUGUAAACAAUACCUGAAUUUUGCCUUUGAUUACUUAGAUGGGUAUGUAAGUUAGUACAAUCGAGUAUGACUCUCAGGAUAGCUUUAGUGGCUUUUAGAACGCAGGAAUUCCUAUAUGGUUAGAAAAUGUCUCUGUAUGAAAGCGUAUUCUAUAUUGUUGGGAGGUAUCCAUGUUUAUACACAGAUGUCCUUACCAAAGCAUUACCUUGCCCAAAAUAAAGAAUUGUAACUGGUGAUCUGGAUUGCCUAUUGAUGGUUAUUGAUACUUUAAAAAGUAUGUUACAAUAACAUCCGAGCACAGAAGUUGUUCAGGUGUUAACUUGAAAUGAUUGCAAAAGAAAUUUUCUGUAAUUUUCAAUGUGGCAAUAACGCAACAAUAAAGCAUGAAGUUGUAUAUUGGGCUCAUUUUUCUGUAAGUACAAUGUAAAUCAGCAGGGGGGGGUUUAUGGGAUUUUAUUACAGAAUGUCACAUAACUAAUCAACAUUUUAUAGCCAGUGAAAUUUAUUAGGAAGUUUUAUGACACAGUGGAUGAGCUGUUUUGAAUGGUCCAGUCUCAUUAAAAUAAAACUAGACACUACCAACUAGAAUGGGAGUUGCUGUUUUCCACUAUGAAAUUGGAGAUCCCCACUAGAUCUCUGUGAAGGUUUGGAAUCUAAGCCUGGUAAUAAAUCAGUCUGUUAAAGGAAAUUAAAUUUAAUGCUUUCCA